Amoebophrya sp. A25 is the source of this 9750-nucleotide messenger RNA. NCBI's taxonomy places the organism in Eukaryota, Dinophyceae, Syndiniales, Amoebophryaceae. The record is from the annotation of a GenBank genome assembly.
CAGCGGAUUGGCAGAGCAAGAUUGGCGGACUCAUGAACCGCCAGGUUUUUCCGCUGAUCUGUACUCGCGACAUGGCCCUAGACGCGAAACGGUGUGAGGCGAUGCUGAAACGGUUGGAGAUGAUUCGAACGCAGGGACAUGUGAUUGUCACUGUCCCCGAACAUCGUCUGAGUCUAGAGAACAAGGCUGUCGAGCUAGCGACGCCGAGCGUCAGCAAUGUAGCGUUGGAAGACUCCUCUGAGGACGAUAGCGGAUCUUCCUCUGAGAGCGACGUCGAUGACGAGGACAACGCGAGGAAAGAACCGGAAAAAUCACUGCCCGAUCCAGACAAACUAGCGGCAAGCGAAAUCCUGCACAAAGUCUUGGCGUUUUGCUCCCGCUUUGUUAAGGCUCCACUGUGACGUCAAAGUCUAUUCUUUUUCUUUUUCGACGUUUCAACAUCAAGAACAUGAUGACCAUAGAAGUAGAAAAAGGCUUCUUCUUAUAGUAUUAUACCUAGUAGUUCUUGUAAAAACAUGAUGUUACAGUAUAUUAUAGUAUUAUACCUAGUAGUUGUAACAUGAUACAACAGUACAACCUUCAACAUCUUCACAUCACGCCAACAGAUAGCAACAAGGAUGAUAUCACGUACAAGUAGUUACGGAUAUCGUCCCGCGGCAGCACGCGAGUCGAGUGAGUGACCUGGUCAGUCGACUGGAUCCUACUAGUUCUUCUAACUUCCGCCGCGACGUUCUGGACGAGUCUGAUGAAAUCCUGUCUCCGAAGUACCAACUUAUCUACACGAUCGGCGAUCGACGUGAUAUGGAUGGCGGACAGUUGAGAUGGACGGCGCUAGCAGCUGCGAUGCGAUCAGUCGCCAACCACGCCUUCAAGCUACGUGACAAGUACGGCAACGAAGCAGUUGAAGUGAACGCCGACGAGGUGUUGUUUUUCCCGGGUUUUCGCUUGCUUGAGUCCGAACGAGCGGCAGAGGUGUUCGAGGACAUACGAAAUUUAGUGGUAGGAGAUAUCCUGAACGACCAGAAGGAUCUGAUCUUUCAGCGAAUCAGGCCUCAACUAUUACCGGUGGAGAAGAAAGUGUGGCGAAGCGCAGUUUUGGAGCGCGCUCCUACCAAAACACUCCCUGCGCACAUGACUCCGGAAAUUUUAGCCGCGCAAACAGCUAAUUUUUCGAAGGAGCUUUGGCCGUGGGAGCAGCUGAACCAGACGAUGCGAAGUUUGGCACUUGUUUUGCGAGGCGUGCUGUCCCACGAAGUGCUACAAGUGGUUCUGCAAAAACGAUGGAGGGUCGAUUACGGUGCUCACCCGGGUCGGCAGACGUACCAGAUGGCUGUCCCCUUUCGCGCGAAGGACGUCGCUAGUGACCGCACCGAGUUCGGGCAUCCGGACAUCGCUGUUUUGCUCACCAUCGCGCACUACUACCAAUCAGGGUUGUCAAAAGCGCAGCUAGGAGACGUCUUUUCCUGUUUAGAAGAGCGCAUCACUGAAUCCGAAGCGAAGGCGCUCUAUCGCGAAUGGGCUGAGAGCUGUCCAGCGAAGCAUCUCUACUUGAUGGGUAAUGCUGCUGCGGCAGGUGGAGGCGGUGGAGGAGGAGGCGGACUUGGUUCCGGAACAGUAGAGGCCGCUCAAGAUCACCAGUUACUGCCACCUUCAGGUUCUCCUCUUCCCGUUUCCGGCGACGGCACAACUGCAACGACAACCGCAACUCAACAGACGAACUUGAUGAAAUUCGAGAGUGUGAAUCUGUCCGACGUUGAGAUGUUCGAGAAUAACUUAUUUCCUGCCUUCUCCAAGCACAUGGAUGUGGUUAAUUUCUGGCUCUUCCGCAUGAUUCUCCCGACCCAGGCAAAGCAGUUUCCACAAAAGGUUGUGAGCACACCUUGGGACCUGUGUCGGCAACCGGAGCACAUCUACUCGACGACGGACAGCAAAGGUUCUUCCGGUACUAGCAGUAAUACGUAUCACCUGAACCGCGCAGUAACGACCGGUUUCAGUGGAACCGAUGAUCUACAAUACGUACUGCCACUGACCAUCAAACAAAAGAAUCUGCCAAGCUUAGAGAUGACCAACGGCAUUCAGCUUCGGAACUUGUUGCGAGGAGAGAACGAUUACUACCAUUGGCUUCGAGAAGACAACACGGCACUAGAAAUUCUCGACAUACUGGAGUACGGUGAAACGCUGGAGCACCAGCACAGUGCUGUUGGCGAAGGAGCUCUAGGCGUCGCUCCACGGUCCAGCUUAGGAGUGUCUUCUGGGCCACAAUUCUUAGGCGAUACCACAACUACACCGGUCGUCCGUAUUGACCAAGCAGAGAAGGUCAACGUGGUAUUGGACCCAGGCGCACUCGUUUUGCAGUUAUCGAAUCUGGAAUUCUCCAAGGAAUGGCUGAAGCGACGGCCUGACAUGGAGGCAUGUGUCUUCUUCGAUGAACAAAACGUGAUCAAGGUCAUUGACCGAGACCAUUUGGACGAGGACCCAGCGUCUUUUGCUUUAAGCCCCUACGCCGAGGACAUGAGCAAGUGUCUUUUGUAUUUAGAUGACGUCCACACUCGCGGAAGCGAUUUCCGCCUACCUCUGCAUACACGAGCCAUCCUGACACUUGGGAAGGGCAUGACGAAGGACAAGUUUCUUCAAGCGUGCAUGCGAAUGCGGCAGAUUGGUCACGGACAAAAGAUCUCGUUCGUCGCUUCGAAAGAGGUGCACCGUGCACUGCAGCGUCACGAAGCUGCCACUUCGAGUUCCUCGUCAUCGUUGAUCUUCAAAGAUGAGCUAGGCGGAGACGCUUGGCAGACUCCCCUUCGAGGACCGAAAAAGCACGUCCAGCUUCUUGGUAAAACAACGAGCAAUACUAGGACAACAGGAGCGCCGAGUGCACCAACGGCACCCACAGAAUCUGCUCUAUCGAGUUUGCGCUUUGUACCUGUCAUUUGCAGUUGGACGUUGGCGAAUACAAGGAAACGAAUCUGCGACUUGAUUCCUUACUUUUCUGCUCAGGGACGACAAAAUAUCAACAAGAUGGAAACCUACCGCAUGUUCUACUUAAGGCAAGUCUUUCACUAUUGUUCCAUGUGAGAAUACUUUGGCUGUUCUACAACUAAAUUAAUAGCAAUUAGUCCUACUGCUACUUAAAUGGUUCUGGUAGUAGAAGAACAGCACAAACUAUGCUGAGUUAAGAAGUCCCCUCCUUUGAUUUCUUAAACUUAAAGGGGAAAACGAAAAGAAUGAUUUACGAAAGGAAAAGGACAAGGCACUCGAGCAGGCAUGGUGAAAAACUAGCGUUAAUCUACGCGGACGGCGACGAUGGCUUGGAUAUGACAGAGCAGGUUUACAACGAGGAUACGACUCGGGCAGAGGACACCUCACCCAAUAAUAGAGAGCAAAAUAUUCAUGGGUCACCUGCUGCUGCGGACGACGACGAGCCCAAAACGUCAGUAGAUGCUCAACAAACCGAGGUGAAAUUGCCAGCGGCAAAGCAUCUCAAGAUCGAUCUUUUGCAAACCGCAGAACAGUGUGUCGAGGACGAAGUCUUGGACCUUGCCGAGAUGUACGGGCACGCUAGGCAGUUGGCAUCCCUUCCGACAGUGGUAUCAGAGCAGUUGAAGACACUUGUUUACUUAUGAAAGAAUCUGGGAGAACUAGAAGACUUAGAAAAGGUCGUAAUGUUGACAGAUUGAAAUACGUAGUACUAGUCACUGUGUCUGUGGUCCAAGCACAAGUCCUGCAGCACCGAAUAAGUGGUCUUGUCAGCUCAAAAUUAAGAAGACUCCUUCAUUACUGUCACUCUGCUCCUCUAAUACCCAAGCUGCGAAAAUUACGACUAGCUGCUGUUCGCGCAGGGUUGAAGAAGGAGGCAGACGAAAGCAAAGACCGCAACGAGGAAGACGAUGAAGAAGAGGACGAGGAGGAAGAUGUUCCUGAUGAGGAGGUGGGAGGCGACGAAGAGGACUGCUCUGAAAAAGUAGACCCUUCAUCUUCUACUUCUACUUCAGGUGGAGGUAAGGAAAAUCAAGAUCAAACCGACGACAACGCUGAAAUAAACACAGCUUCAUCUGACAAAAAAGGCGUAGUCGAUGAGGACAGACUGUUGAUCGAGCACAUCGAGAAUGAGAUCGCGACGAAUGCAAUGUUGCUACGAAUUCAAGACCACGUGGCACGCAUCGCGCCUCAGGUAGAACGGUUUGGCAGUCUGUUUGACGAAGAUUAAGGGUACAGGUUAAACGUGUUCCUGUUGCCGUUCGUUUUGCCUUUCUCAAGGGGGGAAGGCAUAACGAACGGGGUAAGCGAGCACCAAAACCCUACCUCUAAGAAGUGCAGGAGCGAGAAUUGGAACAAGAGCUGGAGGAGGAGCGCCAGGUUGAGCGCCCUGGCCCAGCAACUGCACAGCGGGCCCAUCUUCCCGAUGCUUUGAUCAAAUUCGUGAAGACAGACGGCGAGGUCACUGGCGGUCUUCUGUCACUUGGGGAGGCGCUGAGGGAUGCUCCCAGUUACUACAGGUCAGUAGCGGGACAAUUCGCAAACUUCCUAGAUCCGGAACAAGCUCUGGCGAACAAUACUGGGUCCUCUGGAUCUCAGGAACAUUAAGGCUUCUACCGCAGAUACUUUCUUUCACCCUCAGGGAAGAAGAUGAAGAUCCCACCUGGUGCUUUUAUUAUUACGUAUCAAUACAGGAUCUCUAAGAAUGACAGUCCUUCAAGAUUACUUCUGUGGACAAUGUGUACGUGACCGAGGACUUCGUGCGCACAAUCCGAGGCAAGCACAAUGCCGAUGCCCACUUGAAAAAUCCUGGAUGGAUUUUUGUGUCAGAUUUAGAGAAGCAUAAAGCCCAUGGUGUCGAGGAGCAAGUUGUAAGCACGACAGGCGAUGCUGCAGACGACCGCGGAUCUGCUCACAGGACUUUGAACAAAGUGUUUCUUCUGGUCAGUAAUUUCGAAGCGGAGCGCUGUGCGUGUCUGAUUAGUUCAAGUAUUAACUUUCCCAGUAUAGACGAUCACAAACUAGAUGACGGAACGAAUGUCAUAGACGGAUACAAUCGCAAGGAGCCGACAGGAGCGGAAGAGAAAGUUACGACAAUGAAUACAUGAGAAUGAGAGGAAUCAACUGAAAAAUAUGACUUUGACUUUGACAUGUUCAUGUAUGCAAUUAUAUAACAAUAACUACACGAAGAUAUAUAUAAAUCUACUAACUAAAUCUAAUUCUUUGAAAACCGGAGGCGCAGGUGGCGGUCGCGAAUUCAACCGCUUACGCUUCUGUCCGCGACUCUAUCAAUUCGCACCGAUUGUGCGCUUACACCAACCACAGCCGUUCUUGCGCCGAACGAGCUACGAACUGCACGCGCCAAUCGCCCUACACGUCUUUGCAGGAAGCAUCCAUGCUGACAGACGUUUACUGGAAAAAACAAAGAACUACCUUUAUGGAAAUCAAAUUCGCUCUGGCAUUAGCAUAGCAGGGAGCUAUUUAAUUUGUAUUGUUCCCCCUAUCGGUCAAUCUCAACAGUAGCUGAGUAUAUGUUUUCACUUGAUCAUGAAAUCCAAACCGAAGGCGGAGUCCAGAACAUCUUUUGAGAUCGUCUCUCAAAAACUCUCUAGUCUCAAAACAUUGACAUGUUUUCGGCAAGUCACAUGAUCCACAAACGCAUUCACAUUCACAUAGUACGGGACACUUGUCGACAAUGGCACCCGUCUAAUAUUUUGCACUUCUCCCACGACCCAAUGAAGAGGAGGAGGGAGCAGCCGUAGUUGCACUAUGGGAUGCGCUUUUCGAAGAGGAGUCGCUGAUUGAGCGGGACGGCUUUAUCUUCCCAGAAAAUCGUGUCCCAGUGGUUACGCGCAUGGCAAAAGAACUUGCAGAAUACUACAGUACUGACGAAUUAGAAAUCGACACUGAGUACCAGUACGAGUACGUACAAUAUUAUAAAUUUGAUAAAUUACAGUGCUGAAGCUGAAGGCUUCAUUGAGUACAUAUCAAAACGAGUAGGAGUACAAUCACACUACUGACACAGUCACAGAGUACUCGCAGCUUUGCGAAUGUUGGUUACGUUUGAGCCACAGAAAUCAUAUCAUGGUCACUUUAGUUACAACUUGAAGAGCUUCGUCUUAUUCUAUAUCAGGCCUUUCUCCUCGAUUCCACUUACUAGGUAGCCGCGCAACGCAUGCCAAAGCUGCUGACGCUGCAUUACGGUCACUGCUCCUUUCCCCGUUCAGAGGCAAAAGUCCAGUCCGUUUCCUCAAAUCCUUUUACAACAACGCACGGCACCUAGACGAUGAUUAAGGCUACCCUGAAACCUAAUCCAUCUUCAGAAAUAAGUAACAGAACGAAGCAUGCAAGCAUCCAUCUUGGGUCUGUUGAUUUUCAGGGAGAAAAGCAAAGGUCCCUCCAUGUUGGAUUCUUGUCUUCGAAGACAGUCCUCAUCCAGGAUGUUGGUACUCGAGAUGAAUGGUUCUGGUAUUUGGUGUAGCCGGAAUUUGAUCAUAAGGGAAAACAAGAAGAGAACCCUUGUGAUCCAAUUCAGGCUACCAAAUACCAGAACCAUACACGAGAUGGCUUAGGGUGCGCUCUAAGAGGCGCUUGCUAUGAGUUCGGUGGGACGUCUUCUCGGUGCAGCAGAACUUGGCGGACAAGCACGAAAUGAAGACAUUCUCAUGGUCGCUCACGAUACAAAAAAAAAAAAAAAUGCGCUUGAAUUCAUGUUGAUUGAAACUGAAAGUGGAGGAUCAUGGUAGUGAUUCUGACGAAUUCCAGUUUUUCAAACAAAGGCUCCCAAAGAGGAAGGACCUGUUUUUGUACCUCCUACAUGUACAUUUUGUUUUUGCGGAUAUCUGAGCAUAAUAUCGAGAAAUAGAAGCCCUCAUGUAGAUUCCCAUCAUGUACACGGAUAUGAAUACUUUCGGGACUAAAACGAAACGACUGAGCGCGUACUCCGGCUCUUCGUUUGUUCUGUUGAGGAGAUUUUCUUUUCACGUACAUAGGUAGACCAAGAUAGAAUCUGAAAACCUUGUCAAGCAAAACAAAAACUCGACUAACACGUUACACGAAUGAUUGCUUUGAAGCGGAUACUUCUCCGUCUUCAUAUAAUAUUAGUAUUUAUAGUAUUAGCAAUUGCCAGAAAUCUCUUAAGGAGCUCCCUUAAGGAGCUUCCUUAAGGAGCUUCCUUAAGGAGCUUCCUUAAGGAAAUCAGUUUCCUUAAAGAAUUUUUAUUAUAAAAAGUUAUUAUAACUUUCCUUAAGAGGGAAAAAAUUUCCUUAAGGAGCUCCCUUAAGGGCAAGCUGUUAUAAACUUAGGCUAAUAACAGCGGCUCCUUAAGGCCCUUGCUAGUACUACGAGUUCAAAGGUGUCAAGAACGUGCUAACGUGUUCGCGGCUGUUAGUUUGUAGGCUACUCACGUACACCAGCCACAUCCGCAGCAAGACACUACGCGCCCACCCCUAGCGAAUCGCCCCAAUGAGCUGCCAACCGCUACCCUUGUCAUAUAUCGCCCAGCGCCUUUACUUUUUUUCAAAAACUUCAGGGAGGUCAUUCAAAUACAGAGAAAACUGAACGACCUCCCUGAAGUUUUUGGAAAAAAGUUAGCUCGCUCCCCUUCCGCGACUACCUUCCGCGCACAGCAAUCGACCACGGCACAGGAGCGCGCAGCAGCCCUUGGAGAUGGUUAACCAGUCUACCUCUAACCAGCACAAAAGCGGGAGAACUGUAAGGGAGAGGGUGAGCACUUGAAAGGCUAGAGGCUGACGAGCGUGAUCAUAUUGAUUCGCGAGAAGGCCAAAGAUGCGCCCCAAAGUCGCAGCCGUUGAGGAUGUCGAUGGCUGUGAGAAUGAUAGCCGUGAGCGCUUGCGUGUCUGAAGGGUGGACCCUGGUGAGCAUCAUCAUAUCCAUGAGAAGGCCAAAGGUGUGCAACUUUGCGCGUGAAGGUCGAAGCCGUUGAGGAUGUUGACUCGAUGUCUGUGAGAAUGAUAGCCGUGAGGACUUGCAUGUCUGAAGGGUGGACCCUGGUGAGCGUCAUCAUUUCAUAUCCAUGAGAAGGCCAAAGAUAUACAUCUCUGUGUAUGAAAGUCGAAGCCGUUGAGGAUGUCGAUGUCUGUGAGAAUGAUAGCUGUGAGGACUUGCAUGUCUGAAGGGUGGACCUUGGUGGGCGUCAUCAUAUCAACGAGAGGGCCAAAGACGUGCGACGAUGUGUGUGAAAGUCGAAGCCGACGCUGAGGAUGUCGAUGUCUGUCAGAAUGAUAGCCGUGAGGGCUUGCAUGUCUGAAGGGUGGACCCUGGUGAGCAUCAUCAUAUCCAUGAGAAGGCCAAAAGUAUACAUCUCUGUGCUUGAAAGUCGAAGCCGUUGAGGAUGUCGAUGUCUGUGAGAAUGAUAGCCGUGAGGACUUGCAUGUCUGAAGGGUGGACCCUGGUGGGCAUCAUCAUAUCCAUGAGAAGGCCAAAGAUGUGCGUCUCUGUGUGUGAAAGUCGAAGCCGUCGAGGAUGUCGAUGUCUGUGAGAAUGAUAGCCGUGAUCACUUGCAUCCCUGAAGGGUGGACCCUGGUGAGCGUCAUCACAUCCAUGAGAAGGCCAAAGAUAUACGUCUUUGCGCUUGAGUGUCGAAGCCGUUGAGGAUGUCGAUGUCUGUGAGACUGAUAGCCGUGGGCGCUUGCAGUUCUGAAGGGUGGACUUUGGUGAGCAUCAUCAUACCCAUGAGAAAGCCAAGGGCAUACAUCUCUGCGCUUGAAAGUCGAAGCCGUUGGGGGUGUCGAUGUCUGUGAGAGUGAUAGCCUUGAGCACUUGCGUGUCUGAAGGGCGGACCCUGGUGAGCGUCAUCAUAUCCAUGAGAGGGCCAAAGGUAUACAGCUUCGCCUGUGAAAGUCGAAGCCGUUGAGGGUGUCGAUGUCUGUGAGGAAGUAGAUGAGGGCGGACCCUGGCGGGCGUCAUCAUGUCCAUGAGAAGGCCAGGCGCAUGCAUCUCCGUCGGUGAAGGCUGAAGGCUGAGGACGUCGAUGCCUGUGUGUGAGAGUGAUAACGGUGGACCAUUGCAUGUCUGAGGCGCGGACCGUGGUGGGCGUCUUGCGUCAUGUCCAUGAAACAGCCAAGCUUAUAGACACACCCCCGCGCCUGAAGGUUGGGGCCCAGCUUCUGGCUCUGCGCAUAGAGAUGCCCGAGCGUGGCUUUCUCAUGGGCCUCGUCCAUGACGCUCGCCAGUGUCAGUGCCAUCCCAUGGGUAUGCUAUGCUUUAGGAUUCUCCUGGACAUGAUCACACUCAAAAGGGCCCAACCUCUGUGCCUACAUAUGUCCAAGAGUGGCCUUCUCAUGGACUCCAUGACGCUCAGCGGGCCAGCCUUGGCGCCCAUUGGCUUGCCCCUAGCAAGCAAGUUGGCCAAGGCAGUAGCCAUAGCGGUAGCCUCCUCACUAGCCUCGCCACAGUGGGGGCCAGCUUCCCAGCCUUGGCGAGCAGACUUGGCGACUUUUUUCGUUUGUCUUUCUGUCUCUUAGUAGUCAACCUGUCCAGUUGUUAACCUAUGCCCAGCGCAGCGGGCCCUUGAUGGGCCCGCUUUCUGGGCAUGUACUUAUACAUGAACAUGAUUCUUGAGAAUUUUUUGUACAAUUUAUAAUGGAGUAAUUCUAAUUUAUUUUGAUGCAGAUGUUGUACUAGACAAGAACUACAAGUGAUACUGAAUCACAAACCGCACCAGCGACAGAAAAUGAACAUGCCAAAAGUUGUAGUGCCACAUCUAAGCACGACGAUCCAAGAACAUCUCACCUGCCCCUGGGGCCGACUUCUAGG